AGACUCUGUUUUUUGAGUCUUCUGAAGGUGCAUCUUCUGAAGAACCUUCAGAAGACCCGACAAACUUUAAUGUUUUUGUUGCGCGCCGCCAACUAAAAACGUCACUUUUUGUAAAAACGCGCAGAAAAAGCCUUCAGAUAGAUCUUCAGAAGCUUCGGAGCCUUUUAUGUCAGAGCGCAGAUUUGUUCUCUGCGCGCCAAAAACAGUUGUGUUUUUUUUUUGUAAAUGUAACAAAUGUUAUGAAUGGGCGUGGUCAAGCAUUUCUAAUUUGUUGUUGAGGAUUUUUUCAUAGCGGUGGACCACAGAGCACAACGAAAUCGGUGCUGUUUUUUCCUUUUCUUCCCAGAAUCAACGCACUCCUUCCCAGAAGCAACGUACGUUUGUCGUCUGAGUGGUAAAUAACAACAAGUGCACUAAUUUUGCAUCACAAGUUGCAGAUGCAGACCUCUGUUGUUUUUUAAUUGCGCUCAGUAUACAUUACCUGCAUGGCAAAACUUGUUUUUUCACGAAAGGAAGCUGUUAUCGCAUGACAGAGAUGCAGCGAACAAGCUCGAGGCUAUUGAAUUACCAUUACAGAGAGCAACCAAUUUACAAAAAGCAUCUUUUUGCAUUGCUACUCGUCCUCAUCCUUAAGUAGAACACAACUGAAACAGAGGCUCUCAUCCUUAAGCAGGAUCAACAUCGCUUCAUCUAGCUUAAAAACUACAGCAUCCGCAUUUAUAAACGAGCAAUCAAUUAUUUCGCCUAACUUAACUGUGGCUGUGCUGCAGUUCUACCCAAAAUUUUAAACGCGAAGUCUUCUGACUUUUGGCGCAAAAACUUUUGGCGCAAAAACUUUUUUGGUCAACAAGACCAACUACCUUCUUCUAUCGAGCAUUUUCAUCUUCAGAGAACAGGUUUUAUUAUUAAACUCAUACCAAAGCAGUACUUCUACAGCAGCAUGUUGAAAAUGACGCGUUUCUUGAACAACCACGGCUGCAACUAUUUCGUUGCUGCGGCGGGUCUGGGCGUGGGCCUGCUUCUGCAGCAAGAGCAACUGCUGUCCCCCUUCGGCGUCGUGGUGCGGGCGGCUUUUCCUGCUCCGCGCGAUUUUUCCCCCGGGCGUAGUAGUUUGUCCAUCGAACAGGAGGAUGACGUCAACAGUAGGGCACUUGUCUGGCUAAACGAGAAUACUACCGAAAGUUUCUUGCAGAGUCUGCGAGACGCGGUGUUGAAGGGAACGUACAAUAAAGAAAAAAAAGCACUGAUGUUCGCAACCAACAUGCCUUCUACGUACCAAAGCAGUAAGCCGCCGGCCGGGGAGGUCAAACAAGCGUUCCAAAAGUGGCUGGCAAAGGAUGGCUUGCAGAGUGAAUUGCAGAGCCUCUUCCAGCACAACACGACCUCGACGUCCUCCUCGUCCGCUGCUUCUGCAUCUGCUUCCCUCGCCGCAGGACCGCCAAUGUCGUUUGGCCCGGCGGGAGUUCGUGGUGGUCCGCCGAUGAAGGAUCUUCAACGGAAGAAAACCACGUCACCAGGAGGUCCGGUGUCCGUCGAGGAAGCGAUAGCGCGAAUCUUGCAGGCAACUACUGCGCAGGAUGGAGGUGCUAGUACUGCAGCUACACCUCCGGAGGAACAAGCGGCGGUUAUCUUGGACGUGAGCGAAGCUUUAGCAGAAGUGAAGAAACAGCUCACGGACGCGGCGGUUAUGAGUAGCAAAGUCGACGAGUUUCUGAGUCUGGCGGAAAAGCAAAUGAAGACGGUCCAGCGCACCGUGCAUCCGGACCGGUUCGCAAUGUGGCUGCUCCGCAGUAAAAAGAGUGAUGGCGCUGGUGGAGCAGGCGGCGAGGAAGCAGUCUCGUUGCAACCAGAAGACUUCACUCGCGCGUCCCAGGCCGUGUUGGAUGCUCUGGAAACACUGAAACGGUGGGGAAACCAGAAAAAGGCAAGCGCCGGUCCCGCCACGCAGAAAGCCCACGCCCUCGCGCAGCGUUUGCUGGGACACGACAACGGUGAGGCGUUUGCAACCCAAAUGAAGCACCUCUUGGAAGGCCGGAGCGUCGAGGAAGUCUCUUUCGGGCCCUACCGGGGCCAAUUUCCGUUUAACGAGUUUGAAUUUUUCCACCGGAACGCGCCGUUCGAGCGCCUGGAAGCCGCCGGCGUGGACUGGUUUCGGGCGUCGGCAGUCGUGAACGGAGAGAUGUCAGUGUUGUUAGAGGAAGUGACCCGAGCCGGCUUGAAUUUGGACGAAGUUGCCGUGUUGGACGAGAAGGGCCGGCCACAGAGAGCCUACGACCUAAGUGGCAACGAAACGGUCCUCGUCGACAACGCCAAGUAUACUUCCGCCCGCCUUGAAAAAUUUGACGCCGAGAACCAACAUGACGAGGAGAUUGGUCAUCCAAUUCGCGUAAAGGGGGUGCGGGUGCUGUAUAAUGUAGUUGACCCUAUUACUACAAGAACCGCCUCAGUUGUCGAGGAAGAUGUUGCUCAUGUUGACACAACAAAGCAUCGAGCUACUCCUCCUCUUUCAAAAGCCAAGGUCCAAAUCCGAGUUCAAGAGAAAGCAACGGGCGUUUUCCGAGAGAACCCCUUCGGCGCACCCACCAAAAAGGCGAAGUUCCCGGCGGUAGACGCGUGGCUGGACCUCGACGACGUUUCGUUUGCCAGGAAAGAGACGGAAGGCGCCGUGCGCAAGCUGUGCGACAUGCUCAAUGGGCUGAUUUCCGUGACGGAAGACAACCUGAAACUGGUCGGCGCCAUUGGUUCGACGGAAUUGAUGAAAACAAUCGGAGACUCAGUGGGGCUUGGCGCGAUUGGUGAUGCAGCUUCAACGAGAACAAAACGUCGCAGCCGGUCGCCGACAGGUCGCGAACGGUCCUCCUCGUCGCGCGGCUCGCGCCGUCGCUCAUCUCGCAGCAGGUCGGCUUCCCCCGGACAAAAAAACGAACGGGCCGCGCAGCCUGCGACGUCCUCGAACGCCUUGGCCCUGUCGGCGCAAGAGGUCGAAGCGCUCACAAAGCAAGCGGAAGAGGAGAAACUGCAGAACCUGAAAAACGACGGCGAGCAGGGGUUCCGGAAAGGAGUUUUUUUCCGGUUGCCUGCAGCUGCUUCCCCUUCCGACGUGAAGCAGGUUCGCGACAUUCUCCGCGAGGGGAGCCAGGACUACAUGGGGAAGGUGUGCCAGGUGACGUCGUGGGUUGUGAGGGAGAAGAGGUUUAUGGGGCAAACCAUCACUACGGUGAGGUUUGACUGCUUUAUGGACGAAAAGCAGCAGCACAAGGGGGAAUAUUCCUCGUUUUCCGUUGAUGAAGAUGAAAAGCUCGACAUGCUGCGGCGCCUGGUCACCUUCAUUGACAACCCCGCCCCCGCGGCGAUGCCGCGGUUCAACCCGGACGGAACGCGCGCCCUCGCGGAUGGAGUCCGUUUUCUGAGUCUGAGCGGCUAAAAAUAGCUGCAGAUCGGUCCCGGCGUUCUUGUCGGGGUCCCCUCAGGGUGGUCAUGCAUGGAAACAAAGAAUGGCUAUGGACGAGCAUGACAGAGGCACGGUCUGUCAUCUUUCAGCUAAGUAAAGUAAACAGAACGAAGUAAAGAUAGAAGAUGGGGAUGCGCAUUUAGUACAUAAACUUAAACAUGUUGGAGAAGCUUUGUCAUGCGCCGCCUAGAUGAAAGGGCGAGCGAAGCUGGGAGCGUUGGUUUUAUGCGUCGCAAAUCAAUUUUCAAUCUGCCGCUCCUAUAUGAUCGGCGUCCUGAACGCAAAGGCCAAAAUCGUCAGCACUGUAAAGGUCACUAUUCAUCGAGCAACCCAAUCUCAAAAUUAUUUUUUUUUUUCUGUACAGAAAAGCCGCGGAAUGAUGUAUUCGGAAGGUUUUUCCUAAAUGUGCCUUCUUCAGUUGUGGAGGAGAAUUACAUCUACAGUUAGAACACUUUCAGAGCCUAGCGUCGAGGAAGAAGAAUUGAUGCUACAACAACAUUUGGAUUCGCAACGGCUACAGUACUUCUUACACUCUUCUUUCUACUUACAAAAGUAGUCACUAUAUGCUAUGUACCCUCGUGAUGAAAACCCUUCACCGAAAUUUUCCCUUUUUUCAGGAGAUGACUAUAGGGAUAGACUUGCGUCGAGCUCGACCCAACAUGGCGCAAAGAAGGCGUUUGCCGAAGCAUAAGCAGCAUCUUUUUGAAGCAUGCGCAAAGUAUUUUUGUUGAACGUUGUUGAGAGAGACAUUUUGAACCUCCUUAUUUUGAGACUUUUUCUACGUACUUACAUGUUUUGAGCUAGCUGCUGCUUUGAAGCUUCGAUUUUCGACCUUCAACUGCCCCGCCAAAUGAAAUGGAUGCGUCUGACAUUCCUCCUCCGUUGAGGGGACGUCGAAGUUGUACCAAGUCAGACUUGGCACAACUUGCUAGUGGAAGAAAGGUCGUCUUCCAAAAUCAAAAUCAAUGUCGGAGGUGGAGGCGUCGGCACUAACUUUCAAGAAGGGCACUCCAAAGACCAGUUUUUUACAAAAAAGGAUUCUCUACCCCAAGACAACAUGCUGCGCACUAUAUAGAAAUGGAAGAUGUAUGAUGAUGAUAGUGAUGAUGUGAGCUAGCAUCGCUAGCGAAAACAAAUGAAGGCGUCGAUGAUGCUACAGUAAUGGUAGUGCAGAGUG
Amoebophrya sp. A120 is the source of this 4628-nucleotide messenger RNA. NCBI's taxonomy places the organism in Eukaryota, Dinophyceae, Syndiniales, Amoebophryaceae. The record is from the annotation of a GenBank genome assembly.